AACAGUGAGUAAUCCAAAUGGUCCAGUACAUCCAUAUUCCAACCGCAAGAUUGCCCAAAGCUUCACUGUGUUGGAGCAAACCGGCAUAAUAGUAUGUCAUUUUGUAAUUAAACCGGGUCUCUCCUGUCAAGGACCCACAGAGAUUACAAGCAGCAACAGCUUUUCUUUUGCUCCACCAACUCCGUCGCCGCCAACCAUGGCUGUUCAACACGAUAAUCUGAAUCACAACACCAGUCCUGGAUCGCACAAUGAUACACCCACAUUUGCUGCAACUGCUCAGAAUGACGAUCAGCACUACUGCAACUGUUCCAUUCACAGCUCUCUGUCGAAUAAUCCAACUGUCAACACAACUGUAGCUGAUCAUAAUCAACAUGACAAGCAACAAUGCAACUGCUCCAAUCAAGAGUCAACAGCCAAUGACACAUUCAUUGUCAUCAUUGUCGUCCCCAUCAUCAUCACCAUCAUUGUCAUCAUUGCCAUUGUCAUCAUUGCCAUUGUCAUCUUUGUAAAGAAAUCAUCAAUACGUAAACAAGAUGUACUCUACACCAAUACGGCUACAACCACCAAUGCAGCUGUUUCAACUUCCAAACCCAUUCACAAGCAAGACUCAGGAGAGGAUGAACAUUCCAAUCCAUUUUUACAUAAACAACCAUCUUGUCAGUCACCACAUGACAAACAAACGACUCAACUUCGUCAACUAGAAGCUCAAGAACACACUCCUCCAACUGCCACAGAAGACUUUUAAAGUGAGCCAUACCAUAAGUGUGUAUGCCAGUGACUACUCUAGGUAGUACUUGUGUGCCAAGUUACACCAAGCAUGCAAGAUGUAUCUUUUGACGACAGAAUCCCAGGAAGCAAUGUGAUGAAGUAGGCCAUAGUGUCUGAAUUUUACAGUAACUCUUGUAACCCUCCUAUGUUUCAGUAUUAAAUUGCAGUAAAACCUUUAAUUAAGUAGCAGCACAUCAGAGCUCAUGCAAACCAGCCAGAUAAUCCUACGAUAUGUACCAAAAACACUUGCUUGGGUAUCAGCCCUCAUCUGACUUUGCAUGGUGGCAAUAUAAGAGUUUAUAUCAAGCUGAUAGACAUACAUGUACACUGUACAGUAUCUUCAUUCAUUUUCAAUGUGUUGCAACAGAAGACAAAUUCC
Molecule: messenger RNA, 1147 nt
Organism: Corticium candelabrum
Lineage: Eukaryota; Metazoa; Porifera; Homoscleromorpha; Homosclerophorida; Plakinidae
Exons: 1
Coding region: 197-745 (182 amino acids)
Cellular component (GO): lysosomal membrane
Source: RefSeq, a predicted model, not a curated record